CUCGGGGCGGGUCGCCGGGCGUCCCCGCUCUGCUCGCGCAACCCGCUGAAGGCGAUGUUGAUGUUGUGCCGUGCUGGUUCCUUCGGACUCGGCUCUCGGGACACUUGAUUGAGAGAUCGGGGAUGACCGCGAAGCCGAAGGGGCCGCGUGGGUUGUCGCUGGUAGACGGUGCUUGGCGUUUCCCCCAGACAGCGCGCAGCGAGGCUGCCUCACGGACGUCAGGCGUUUCUGGUACCAGAGCCCAGCAGUACGCUUGGCCUCUGUAUCAGACGGAGGCACCAUCUGGAGGAAGUGGGGAUGGUGAGGAGCCCCGGGGACAGGAGCCAUAGCAUCAGAAGGUACCUCAUCUUUAGGUUGGCCCCACUGCCACCACCAGGAAUCUCUGCAGCUUUGUUGUGUUUUCCAUCCAGGAGAGUGUGGGCUGCUGCUGGCAGCUACAGGAUGAAGUCGCCUCCCUGCUGCAUGUCUCUUAAUUCCCAAGCGUCCCUGGAGGAACAAGGCAAUAGCACAUCGCUGGGCUCCCUGGACUGCAGUGUUUUCUCCAGCGAGGAGGAGCAGGGGCCCCUGCUGCAGAAGGUUGUUCCUUCCUUGGACUGCUUUACAAUCAAUGUGGGAGGCAGCCGCUUUGUGAUGUCCCAGCAAACUUUGUCUUGCUACCCCGACACUCGUCUUGGCAAACUGGCCGUGGUGGUCUCCGCUGCCCGGGAUGUUGCCUCUGGCCUCCUUGAGCUCUGUGAUGAUGCUAACCUGGUGGAGAAUGAGUAUUUCUUUGACCGGAACUCGCAGGCAUUUCACUACAUCCUGAACUACUACCAGACAGGGAGACUGCAUGUGAUGGAGCAGCUGUGUGCACUCUCCUUCCUGCAGGAGAUCCAGUACUGGGGCUUGGAUGAGCUCAGCAUCGACUCCUGCUGCAGAGAUCGGUACUUCAGGAGGAAGGAGCUGAGUGAAGCCUUAGACAUCAAGAAAGAUGCUGAAGAACUGGAUGCUCAAGAUGAGGAAGAGGACUUUUCUGGUAGCCUCUGUCCCAGUGUCAGACAAAAACUUUGGGAAGUUUUGGAAAAGCCUGGUUCCUCUGCAGCAGCCAGGACUUUUGGCACUUUAUCCAUGGCUUUUGUUGUUGUGUCCAUUGCCAACAUGGCUUUGAUUUCAGUAGAGCUAAGCUGGCUGGCACCACCACUACUGGAUGCCCUUGAGUACCUGUGCAUUACAUGGUUCACUGUGGAGUUUGUUCUGAGGUUCCUGUGUACACGGGAUCGGUGUCGCUUUCUGAGGAAUGUGGCAAACAUCAUAGACCUCCUUGCUAUUUUACCUUUCUACAUUACACUGCUGGUAGAGAGUCUGUGUGGUGGGGAGAGCUCCCAAGAACUGGAGAAUGUGGGGCGCAUUGUCCAAGUGCUGAGGCUGCUCAGAGCGCUGCGGAUGUUGAAGCUGGGAAGACAUUCAACAGGGUUGCGGUCCCUUGGAAUGACAAUUGCACAGUGCUACGAGGAGGUUGGCCUGCUGCUGCUUUUCCUUUCUGUAGGAAUCUCUAUAUUUUCCACAGUGGAGUAUUUUGUUGAGCAAGGUGUGCCAGGCACAACAUUCACAAGCGUACCUGGUGCUUGGUGGUGGGCAACAACAUCCAUGACAACUGUUGGUUAUGGUGACAUUAGACCAGAUACAACUGUUGGUAAGGUAGUGGCCUUCAUGUGUAUACUGUCAGGAAUACUAGUUUUGGCUUUGCCAAUAGCUAUCAUAAAUGACCGGUUUUCUGCCUGUUACUUUACACUGAAGAUAAAAGAAGCUGCUCUUCGGCAGCGUGAAGCUUUAAAGAGACUCAUGAAGAACUCAUCCAGUGACUCAAAUAUCAAUGUUAAUUUGCGAGACAUAUAUGCACGCAGUGUCAUGGAUAUGUUACGACUGAAAAGCAGAGAGCGAGCGAGCACAAGGAGCAGUGGAGGAGAUGACUUUUGGUUUUGACUUUUAAGUUAUU
Lagopus leucura (white-tailed ptarmigan) is the source of this 1975-nucleotide messenger RNA. RefSeq names its product potassium voltage-gated channel modifier subfamily V member 1 (gene KCNV1). NCBI's taxonomy places the organism in Eukaryota, Metazoa, Chordata, Aves, Galliformes, Phasianidae. Gene Ontology annotation, cellular component: membrane; voltage-gated potassium channel complex. Gene Ontology annotation, molecular function: voltage-gated potassium channel activity; protein binding. The transcript is spliced from 3 exons. The record is from RefSeq and is a predicted model, not a curated record. The coding region runs from base 298 to 1962 and encodes 554 amino acids. Gene Ontology annotation, biological process: protein homooligomerization; potassium ion transmembrane transport.